Messenger RNA from Spirodela intermedia, 4546 nucleotides. NCBI's taxonomy places the organism in Eukaryota, Viridiplantae, Streptophyta, Magnoliopsida, Alismatales, Araceae. The record is from the annotation of a GenBank genome assembly.
AUGGGAGGAGGAUGGGCGGAGCUGGAGAAUGGCGGCGGCGGGGGGCUGUGGGAGGGGGUGCAUUACCCGCGGCUGGUGGGGAUUGGGGGGAUCAUGAUGUGCAUCACGGCCGCCGCCGUGAUCAGCGGGAUCGGGAUGCCCUACCUCCCCUACCUGUGGCCGGAUCUGGGGGUGCUGUUCACUCAGAAGAAGAAAUCGAGUGGGAGGAGGCCGGUGCGCGUGUACAUGGAUGGGUGCUUUGACCUGAUGCAUUACGGCCACGCGAACGCCCUGCGGCAGGCCAAGGCCCUCGGGGACGAGCUCGUGGUCGGGAUCGUCGGGGACGAGGAGAUCAUCGCCAACAAGGGGCCUCCUGUCUUGUCCAUGGAGGAGAGGUAGGUGCCCUGCCAUGGAGAGAAUUUCGCUGCGGACUGCCCGUUCUUUACUUGCCUUUUGCCAUGCCCCCUCUCCAAAGAUCUGAAUCUGUCCAGACCGUUGAAAACUGGUAAGAAAGUUUACCCGAACCUUCAUUGCUUCGGGGACGGGCCCUCAGAAUGGUAUUCCCGACGAUUUGGACCGAUAUCUGAGAUGGGCAGAAUUAAGGACAAUCCGUACGAUUCGCUGUUUCCGUUUGUGGUUGCUUACUAGAGAAUCUUGUUUUGAAGUAGAAGUAGCUUUGUUUUCGACCGAUUUCCUGAUUUUCACAGUUCAUCCCGUCCUCCAUCCCCAACCCCCCCCCACCAAAAAAAGAAGAAGAAGGAAGCGUCUUAUUUGAAUGCAGAGGGGCUCACGAGGGGCACCACCCUCUUUGCCGUCGUUUCCCAACCAACCAAGGAACAUAACUCAUGAAAAUUUGUUUUCGCUUGCUUUUUUCCGUCUUUUUCAAUUUCCACGGACUUACAGCAGUUUCCGUUCAUCUGGAAUCCAAGCACCGCAUAAUUCGUCCCAAUUUUUUUUGCAGGGUUCUCCUUGUCAGUGGGUUAAAGUGGGUGGAUGAGGUCAUCACCAACGUUCCUUACGCGAUCAAUGAGAAGUUCAUGAAUGUACUCUUUAAUGACUACAAAAUCGACUACAUCAUUCAUGGAGAUGACCCUUGCUUGCUCCCUGAUGGAACUGAUGCAUAUGCUUUGGCGAAAAGGGCAGGGCGAUACAAAGAAAUCAAGCGGACUGAGGGUGUCUCCAGCACUGAUAUUGUUGGUACUCCUCUUCUCUGACAUUGACUACAUCAUAAAAAAAAAAUAUUUCCCAACCUUUAUUAGCACUCUACUCCAGACAACUUUUCUUUUGGUAUCCGAAAUUGCAUUUAGUUCUGAAGCCCCUUAGACAGAGUUAUUGAAUUAUAGUUUCAGUGGAUGAUAUGGGUUACUAAUUAUGAUGUGAAUCUUGAUCUCGUAAAAGUUAUAUUUGGUAACAUCUAUACAUCUAUGUCCAUGUAUAUGUAUAUAUGUACAUACACAAAUACCAUCUUCUUGGUGAUGUCACAAUGAUAUUAUAUCAAAGACCUUUGUGUUUCAUCAUUUGCGAGCGUGUUUAUUUAUUUAGUCAUCAUCACCUUGCUUUUUCUGACAUUAACAAUUACCUGUUUUUGGUUGGCUCAUUCUUGUUUUUGAUUCGGUGAAUGUCACCAGAAAUUCUUAGCUAUUAACUUCUUGUUCUAUUUAUAGGUAGGAUACUUAGCAAUAUGAAGAAUAUGGAUCCCGAUCGUAAGAAGAAUAAUGCAUCCACCCACGAAAGACUGCAGGACAAAGAUGAUACUGGUUUUGAAGGGAAUGAUGCCAAUGGGGAACAAGUGCCGUAUUUCCUUCCCACCUCACGAAGGAUCGUGCAAUUUUCAAACGGAAAGGUAAUCCUUGUAUGCCUUGCUGUCAAAAUGCCACAGCUAGGAGACUCAUAACGUCAAUUUGUGUAUCUAAAGGUAAACUUACAUGUAAAAUCAAUAAAUUUUUACACUCAACCAUACCUUUGAGGAAGCUUGGACAUGUGUAAUUUUUUUUAUCUUGCUGUGAAAUGCUAUAUAUGGCUUAGCGAUUAACCUCUUUCUUACAUUUCCCCUUGAAUGGCAGGGUCCUGGACCAAAUGCCCGUGUGGUAUACAUUGAUGGUGCAUUUGAUCUUUUUCAUGCUGGCCAUGUUGAGGUGUGACGUCCUGAAACUCCUAUAUCUGUGGUAGCUCUCGGUCAGCUAGGAAUUCUGCAUUUAUGUUGUCUGUUUUGGUCUUUGAACUGUUUCCGAAUAGGAAUAAAAUUAGCCAAUUAUUUAUAUAAUUAUGACUUCAUUGUUUGCAGUUCAUUUUCGGCAUUUUUUUGUUCAUGUUGAUUUAUGAAUUAAAGCAGAGAAAUUAUCUAAUGAGCUUUCUUUGCAAUGAUCAGAACCCAUUUUUCUCUGCGUUACACCUGUCUAAUCCACUUCUAUGAUCACAAACCCACACUCAGCCUCAUUGGCCAUUUAGCAAGAACGUCUAAUUGCCAAAUCAGGAAUAUUACGGACACAGAUGAAUUAUACUGGGAUUAUGCAGUAUUGCCAAACGUAACUACAGAUGUAAUACGAAUUUUAUCAUUUGAAUGAUGAUGAGAGGGCUGAUUAGACUGGGAAGAUUUUGUGUAUCAUAUAUAACCGGGUUAUUCAAAGAGUAAGUAAACUUUUUUCCAGUGUAGUAUGGGAUAGCAUCCUCUUCUUGCGUCAUGCUAUGUAAUGGAAUAUUUUUAUCCUUCGCAUUAUUUUUAUUCAUAUUUUAUUUUCUAGAAAGAUAAUAGUGUUUGGCAUUAGUCCAAAAGGCUGAAGUCGAUUUAUUUCUUUUUUUUUCUUUAUCAGAUUUUAAGGAUUGCUAGGCAGUUUGGAGACUUCUUGCUCGUAGGUGUCCAUGCUGACCAAACUGUGAGGUAUAUCAGUCGUCCUUAUCACGACAAUCUGUCUGGGAUAUCUACUAACAAUAUCUUAUGUUUUUCGUCAAGUUCUUAUAAGGAUUAUAGAUUCACAAACGUGUCUCAAGCUUUGUAUGUUGAAAUAAACCCAUUUUUUAAUAAAUAUCCACCUCGAAGGAACUAAAUUUUUGCCAGAAUGUCCUCUACACUCUUUUGUGAUGUUUUUUUUUCGAAUUAAAAUUUAUUGACGUCAGGUAUAUUUUGAUGCAAAAUGCCAUCCGCAUUUCACAGGCGCAUGCAUGUUUUUGGCCGAUUGGAGGCGUGCAUGGUACAGCAUCUCUCUCUUCAUCCUCUUCUUAAGACUCCGGAAGAUUAAUGCCAUUAACUACAAUACUUUAAUUUGAUCAUUGAUUUCUAUGACCGUAACAUUCUUUGGUUUUAUGCGAAUUACUUUAUCUCAUUUGUUACUUAGAAUCAGUUUUUUAAUAAUCAAAAGUGGGCAUAAGCAGCUACUUCCCCAAAGGCAAGGAGUUGCCUUAAAAAACCUUGUCUAAGAGAAAUGAAAGUUUGAAUUUCGUUAUCUGAAAAAAAUAAAUAAGCUCGUGUGGCCAGCUCCAUUUGAAUCAGCGGUGUCCAGUUGGGUGAUUUAUGCAUAUUUAUUAUGGGUGAUAUGAUUUGCCAACUUUAUUUUCAGGGAAAACAAAGGAACUCAUCCGAUAAUGCAUCUCCACGAGCGUAGCCUCUCGGUGCUUGCAUGUCGAUACGUUGAUGAAGUAAUAAUUGGAGCACCUUGGGAAGUCACAAAAGAUAUGGUAGGUAAUGUAGGACUACAUAAGUUUCAUCUACACCACUAUAUAUAUAUAUAUAUAUUUCUUUAUUUAUAUAUUACGAUUUCACCAGCCGUCUAUGAAAUUUUAUGGGGGCAAGCUUCUUUGGUUCAUACCUAAUUAAUUGGCCCAAACCAGCAAGGUUUAGUAGAUGCCAUGGUCCACUCGCCCUGAAUUAAGGCAGCUGUUUAUCAGCAUUCCAUAGGUCUUGAAAAUAACUCGUCUCAUGUGUAAUCAUACCAAUAGUCCUACUGUUUGUUUUCUGCGGACAAUCUUUGUGGGCAUGCGCAAUGCAAUUUUUGAUGGUUUCAUUGAUUUCCUUUUCGGGAAGAAUAUUAUUUCAAAGUAUUUCAUUUUUCAAAAUGUUUCGUCUGCAAUAUAGAUAGCUUUUCGGUUUUUAUUAAGACUAUUGCUAACCAUUUUUUUCGGGUAAAUGUCACAGAUCAUGACGUUCAACAUAUCGACAGUCGUCCGUGGGACCAUUGCAGAAGGGAGCUGCGUGAGUCGCUCGCCUCACCUCACCUCUUUCAUUUCCCAUGCUCUUUCUUCUCUGCUGCUUCCACCUGAUCUCUUGCGUUGACUUGUCUGAACUCAGCAUGGAGAAGACCCUUACACGGUGCCCAAGAGCCUGGGAAUAUUCCGGACAAUUGAGAGCCCCAGGGACACAAGCAGCCUGUCCAUAGCCAGGAGAAUCAUAGACAACCACGAAGCCUACAAGGUGAGUCCUCCUCCCCCGGGGCGCCAUCGGAUUGUCUCUUCUUGAGAGCGACCCACUUGGUUGACUUUGGGCGGUGGCUUGUGUGUGCAGAAGAGGAACGAGAAGAAGGGGGAGAGCGAGAAGAAGUACUACGCACAGAAGAAGUAUGUCUCCGGGGACUGA